AUGAAAGCGCGCCGUAACCAGAUUAAAAGUGGGGUUGACGCGCUUGCGAAUGCUGUAAAAGUAACUUUGGGACCAAAAGGAAGAAACGUUGUUCUCGAUAAGAAGUUCGGCGCGCCGACAAUCACCAAAGACGGUGUAACCGUUGCAAAAGAGAUCGAACUUGAAGAUCCGUAUGAAAAUAUGGGUGCGCAGAUGGUGAAGGAAGUUGCCUCCAAAACCAGCGAUGUUGCCGGUGAUGGAACAACGACGGCUACCAUUUUGGCGCAGGCGAUCUACCGUGAAGGCUUGAAGAACGUUGCUGCAGGUCGUAAUCCGAUGGCACUCAAGCGUGGCGUUGAGAAAGCGGUUGAAGUAGUUGUAGAGCGUUUGCAAAGCAUGAGUCGAGAGACUUCCGAGAAAACAGAAAUCGCACAGGUUGCUUCUAUCUCUGCCAAUAACGAUGGCGAGAUUGGAAACCUGAUUGCAGACGCGAUGGAAAAAGUGGGCAAAGACGGCGUUAUCACCGUCGAGGAAGCCAAGAGCCUUGAAACCACACUUGAUGUGGUCGAGGGUAUGCAGUUCGAUCGUGGCUACCUGUCGCCCUACUUUGUCACCGAUCCCGACCGUAUGGAAACCGUGCUUGAGGAAGUGUAUAUCCUCAUCCAUGAGAAGAAAAUUAGCGCGCUCAAAGACCUCGUACCGAUGCUUGAGCGAGUCGCUCAACAAGGCAGACCCUUCCUUAUCAUCGCAGAGGAUGUUGAAGGUGAAGCGCUAGCCACUUUGGUAGUCAACAAGAUCCGCGGAACCAUCCGUGGCGCAGCUGUCAAAGCCCCCGGUUACGGUGACCGCCGGACCGCAAUGCUCGAAGAUAUCGCUAUCCUCACGAAUGGACGCGUCAUCUCCGAAGACCUCGGAAUUAAGCUCGAAAACAUCGACCUGAACGAUCUCGGUCAGGCAAAGCGGGUUGUCAUCGACAAAGACAACACAACCGUUAUCGAAGGUGGGGGUAGCACCGAAGCCAUCCAAGGUCGAAUCAAUCAGAUUCGUAACCAGAUUGAGGACACGACUUCCGAUUACGACGGCGAGAAACUGCAAGAACGCCUUGCGAAACUCGCCGGUGGUGUUGCUGUCAUCAACGUUGGCGCAGCGACCGAAGUUGAGAUGAAAGAGAAGAAGGCGCGCGUUGAAGACGCUAUGCACGCAACCCGUGCAGCCGUUGAGGAAGGUAUUGUUGCAGGCGGAGGCGUUGCACUUGUCCGUGCAUCAUCUGCACUUGAUGAUCUCAGCCUCGAUGACGAGACCGAGCAGGUCGGUGUUGAUAUUGUACGCCGCGCCCUCGAAGAACCACUUCGUCAGAUCGCACACAAUGCGGGUCAAGAAGAUUCGGUCAUCCUCGCGAAAGUGAAAGAUGAAGCCGACAGCGUUGGUUACGAUGCCCUGAGAGAUGAAUUCAACGAUAUGUUCAGCGCAGGCGUUAUCGAUCCGACCAAAGUGGUCCGUGUUGCUCUUCAGAAUGCUUCCAGCAUCGCUGGUCUGAUGAUCACCACAGAGGCAUUGGUCGCAGACAUUCCUCAGAAGGAACCGCCGAUGCCGGCAGGACCUCCCGGUGGUGGUGAGAUGGGCGGUAUGUACUAA
This is a messenger RNA of Geodia barretti, 1614 nucleotides long. The record is from the annotation of a GenBank genome assembly. Lineage: Eukaryota; Metazoa; Porifera; Demospongiae; Tetractinellida; Geodiidae.